This is a messenger RNA of Myotis brandtii (Brandt's bat), 6865 nucleotides long. RefSeq names its product KIAA0513 ortholog. Lineage: Eukaryota; Metazoa; Chordata; Mammalia; Chiroptera; Vespertilionidae. The transcript has 13 exons. The record is from RefSeq and is a predicted model, not a curated record. The coding region runs from base 272 to 1465 and encodes 397 amino acids.
CCAAUCGCAAAGAAAGUUUUCCUCCCUCCGAGUUUCAGGCACCCGUGAAGCCCUUUUCUUCUGCAGAACCACUGGGGGACCAGGACACAAGAGAGAUGCCUUAGGGCCACGUCAGCUGCCCCAGAGGACUCAUUCCUGGUGGCCAGAAGUUGCCAAGCAACUCACAUGUGUUUGGCAGGCUCCCUUGGAGUCUUCAGCUCCCAGUGACACUUCUGGAAAUCCAGUCCUCCGACCUACCCAGCUGGCAUCCUCCUCGGCAGCCCACCGAGCCAUGGAGGCCCCGGAGGUCCCAGUGGGCUCACUGAUUGACUUUGAGACAGAGCCAUCCGCCUCCUCACCUGUGGAGGCACUGCCACCAAAGCUGCAGGAUGGGGACAGCGGGUCGGAGAGUGAGACCACGGAGUCAGCAGACAGCGAGAACGACAUGGGCGAGUCGCCCUCUCACCCAUCCUGGGACCAGUACCGCCGCUCCUCCUCCAACGAGUCCUUCUCUUCCAACCAGAGCACAGAGUCGGCCAAGGACGAGGAGGCCCUGGAGCUCAGGGAGUUCAUGCGUGGCUACGUGGAAAAGAUCUUCUCUGGAGGGGAGGACUUGGACCAGGAGGAGAAAGCUAAGUUUGGGGAGUACUGCAGCAGUGAAAGUGGAAAAGGCCGGGAGUGGUUUGCUCGAUAUGUGAGCGCCCAGCGCUGCAAUUCCAAGUGUGUCUCAGAGCCGACCUUCUACCGCCUCGUGCAGUCAUUUGCGGUGGUCCUGUUCGAGUGUCAUCAGAUGGAUGACUUCGGGCCUGCCAAGAACCUCAUGACCAUGUGCUUCACUUACUACCACAUCGGCAAACCACACCUGCUUCCCUCAGAGUCCAAGGAGAAGCCUGCAGGGAGCAUCGACUCCUACUUGAAGUCCGCCAACAGCUGGUUAGCGGAGAAGAAGGACAUCGCCGAGCGGCUGCUGAAGAACACGGAGAACGUCAAGGGCUUCUUCGGGGGGCUGGGACCCCUGGUCAGGAAAAAUGAGGAGGAGGAGAGCAAGCCCAAGGACAAGCCGCAGAAGACUGUGACCGUGUGCAGCCCGGAGGAGGAGAGAAAGGGGGAGAAGAUCUACCUGUACACGCACCUGAAGCAGCAGCCCAUCUGGCACACGCUGAGGUUCUGGAACGCGGCCUUUUUCGAUGCUGUCCACUGUGAGAGGAGAAAGCGGUCCCCCACGACCAGAGGGGAUGCUGGAGAGGAGGAGAAGAAGAGGGAGAAGUGGUGCCACAUGACGCAGGAGGAGCGCGACGACAGCCUGCGGUUCAACGAGAACAUCACCUUCGGGCAGCUGGGCACGUUCACUCACAACAUGCUGGCCUUCGGGCUGAACAAGAAGCUGUGCAAUGACUUUCUGAAGAAGCAGGCGGUGAUCGGCAACCUGGAUGAAGAGCAAUACAAGCUGCUGAGCGACCACAUCGAGCAGAUGGCCGCCGAGUAGGCCACAGGGUCGCCCAGGGCACUCCUCAGGACCGGGGGCACCGCUCUCCUGGGCCAGCGACUGGCUGUCACCCACCUGAUGACCCUGCAUGACAUCGGCAGCACCCAGCGCCACCCCACGCUGCCCCAGAACUAGCGGUUAGAAGACCCCGGCUGCCCGCCUCCCCACCCCCUCUGCCUAUGUCUACUCCUCCGUUCACGUGCCAAAGUGUCCCUGGAUUGUGUGACUAGAAUGAGGUGACGUCCACCCUCCCCAGUGCCAGGCCUGCGACAUGGAAUUGAAGGAAGAGGAAGGAGGCCAGGACCAGGGUGGGCACAGGGCAGUGUCUGCCCACAGCCCCUGCAGGAGAGGGGGGUGCGUGGGAAUGUACAGAGGGCAGCCCCGAGCCGGCCACGACUGACACGGCAGCUGGGAGACGGUCCGGGGCUCUGCUUCAGGCCUGGGCAGGGCAGAAUCCUAGUCGGCUCCUGCUGAGCGGCAGCCUGUGGCGGGCGGGAGCCCUCUCAGUGUAGGUCCACGCUGGUGCUGGCUUUUCCUGGCUCCUCCCGCCGAGUGACAGGAACUAGAGUCACAGGAACCUCGAGGAGGUUCUAAUUUAGGGAGGGAGAGAGGCCAGCGUAGAGGGCACCUGGAGAGGUCACCGCAGCUGUCACCCCAGCGAGGAGUCUGUGUCGCCGUCGGAACUGUUCCUGGUCAGCUGGCAGCUUCCUCCUCUUGCUCGCUGGGAGUGGCCUCGGCCGUCUGUCCCAGGAAACAGCACAGGAAAGAGAUUUCUUCAGUAGCUGCAAGACAACCGCCCUUUCUAAAAGUGCUGCUCUUUAUUUCAAAAAAGGGAAAAGGCGUUACACAGCCGGGCAUAGGCGGCUCCUGGUGGCGGUUGUGUGAGGCCCACUAGCAGAGAGCUUCAGGGUUUUGGGCCCUCCACCCCUGGCAGCCUCGGGGAGGCACCUUUCCCUGCUGCAGCCCAGGCCCCAUUGAGCUCUUUCCUGCAGACCCUGCAGAUGACCCCUCCCCUAUCCGGUGCCUGGGAAGCAGGCUCCUCCCUGAGUGUGUACCAGGCACAGCACACCAGCCAAGCGCGCUAAAGUCCGGCCUUCAAGCGUCCGGCAUGCUGGCUCCUCCAGUGGGAAUUCUCAGCCUCAUUCCCUGUGCCGCCUGCCCAUCACUCAUGGGCACUGACCUUCAAAUGGGCUCCUGGGGCUCUCUGUCCUCCGUCCUGUUUUCCCUACUACCUCCUCCAGCUCAAAACCACAGCACAUUACUGUCUGCUCUCGAGCACAGCGGAUCAUGCCUGGUAGUCUCGUAUCCAGCCAGUGCUCGAAUGGGUUCCUGAUGGAAUGCCUCCCUGGAAGGUUCCAGAGAAGAUCCGGUGUUGGUGGAGCCAUUGAAUGCACGUCUGGAUAAUCAUGAGAGGCCCCGUGGAACGUGUGGUCUGAGUGUGUGGCGUAAAUGUCGUCAGCUGAAAGAGCUCGUGUGUGUGUGUGUGUGUGUGUGUGUGUGUGUGUGUGUGUGUGUGUGUGUGUGUGUGUGUGUGUGUGUGUGUGUGUGUGUCAUCAGCUGCUCUGGCGAUGUCACGAAGCAAGCACAGCUGUGCUGCUGGGUUGCCUGCCGUGUGUUGGAAGGUCGUGCAGGCUGGCGUGUCCCGCCCCCAGCCUCACUGCUGGGCCCCAGUGAUGGCGCGUGUCUCUACGAGUGCAUUUCGGAGGAAUGACAGAAUGGAUGGGUGUGUGCCCCCCCCCUACCCCCCCGCCAAGGCCUCCCUCAGGUAACGCAUCCCCCUCAACCAUUCAGCCCUGAGCCCUGGAUGUGCUGCUGUGCCCCCUCCCCACCCUCUGUAAGACCAGGGCCUCCCUGUGGUCGGUCCGAGCCCUGCAGGGCUGCGGGAGGCCCCCUCAGCUUGCCGGCUUAGCUUUAGCAGUCGUUUCUUAGCAGUUAGCUGAGAUGCAUUAAGACUUCAAGACGCCCCGAGGACUCAUCCCUGUGCUCUGAGGUGUUUGUGUGGAAGCUUUGGUUUGCGCUGAUUUCUGGAGGAAGAAGGGUGCAUUCGGAGACUUUCCCAGGGAGCUGCCGGGUGGGGCGGGAGCACACGGCCUUCGGAAGGAAAUGCAGCUUUGGCCUCUGUGGGCUUUUCCACGCACUUAAUUCCCAGAUGAUCUGGAGAUACUUUUAAUCAAUAGGCCCCUGGAGAUGGCAGCUGAAGGUGGAAGGAAGGGUUGCUUUGUGUUCCCCUCUCACUCCUGUUCUCAUAGAUCCCGCUCCUUGCAGGGGGGUAAGUCUGGCCCCAGAGGUGCUGCCUGUCACGUUCAGCCCCACAAGGGAGCGCUGACCAAGACCAGGGGCCACCUUGGCGUGGCCUGACGAGGGGAUGGGAGGCUGCUCUGUCUCCCGUUGGCAGCUGCCUUUGGCCGAGCAUUUCACCUCGGACUGCCUCCUGCAGGAGUGGCUCCUUAGAAGGAGGCUGGCAGUUUGCCUCACUGGAGUUUCCUCUCCUCCCUGUGACAUCGUCCCUUCUCUCCAGGGCCUGGCUGAGCAGAGGAGAGGGGCCCUGGGAGGAGCAGACACAGGACGCACUCUCCGAGGCCCAACCGAGGAGCUGGCUCACCCAGUGCACACACAGGACGCUUUGGUCAUAGAGCUCUGAGCCCUUCCUGUAAACUCGGGAGCCUUCGCCUCGGAGCAGGAAGCUUCCGAUGGAGUCCAAGGAGAGGUUCCGGCCCCAGCAGGAGCAGUUUCCCAGGCUGGGGCUCCGCAGGCCUGCCAUUCGCAGUGCAGCCCAGCUCUUCUGCUGGCUGCCCUCGGGGCUGAGUCAUAGUGAGCCCAGACACAUAAUGCUCGCAAGUGAGAUGUUCCCUCCUUGGAAAACUGGGAGGUUGAAAUGCAGCCUUGUAUGUUUUUAAGCUUUGUUAUAAUUUUUGCAAUACUGGUGGGUGUUUAAGAGGGGCCACAUUAGUGUUCGGACUGCAGCCGUGGUGUGGUGUGGUGUGGUGUGUGUGUGUGUGUGUGUGUGUGUGUAACCAAAGGGAGGAGAGCCAAAUUCUGAUAUUGAAGUACUUUGUACAGUGGGAUGAGUAGACUGACCUAUUGCCAAAGGAAAGACAAGUGGGCCGAGGGGCUCUGACAUUACAAAAGGGCGGGGAAAGGCGUCACUUCCUAGUUCUGCACCCAAAUGAGGGCCUGGGUGUUUGGGUUAACCCUGCGGGCCCCGGGGGUGUCGGGCAGAGGCCAGGGCGGGAGUCAGAGGCACCACCUGUGGGUCCUGCUCUCGCCUCUCCAUGCCCAGGGAGACCACGGAUUCAUGUGGCUACAGCCGGAGGUUCGCUCUUUCACGGACUGUUUUAUGUGGUUAAUGUACCACCAGCCUCCUGAUGUGAGAAGCACAGCAUUCAGUCCACAGAGGAGUCGGCCAUGGGCUUUGUCUGGCCUGGGUGUUCGUGACCCGAAGUUAGGGCCACAAGCUGCAAGCCUGGCCCUCCUGGGCAUUACUGGGCCCUAACCUUUGGCUUUUUAAUUAGGAAGUAGCCAGGUAGACCCAUGGUUAGGCCAGCUUGAUUGCCAGAUUACCCAAAACUUAAGAUAGCUAUGCAGCAGGGGGCUGAGUCCUUAGCACAGAACUGGGGGAGCUUGGGAAUCAGGGAAAGGGCAGGAGGGCCGGAGGCCCAGCCCCAACCUCAGGAGGCGGGUGCAGCAAGUCCCGCCCACCACACCCAGCAGGUCCAAAGGUUUCAUUAAACCAACGGUCGCCAACCUUUCGGACCUCAUGGACCACCAGUGGUCCGCGGACCACCGAUUGGCGACCGCUGGUCUAGGGCUAAUCUCUCACCUUCCUCAAUCGUAGAUGAAACUGCUCCAAGGCUUAUUCUUCUCGCCUCCUCCCUCACCUUCCCAGCCUUUGGUUCUCCUGAACCAUUGCUCUCACAGCUUGGCCAUCUCACCUUGCUUUUCUGUAAAUCAUUUAUUCCUUUUCAUGAUUCUCGGGGAUGUUUUACUUGAACGGCUUUCCGCCAAGCUUCCCGGUGAAGGGAAGGUGUAUGGCUAGAAGUACCUCUAAUGGACUGGUGUGCGGUGUUGAGGCCCCAGCAGGACAGGAUUACUCAGCCACACGGGCCAUGCGUCCGGAAUGUCCUUACCCCCAUGUGGCCGGGAGUAGGAGCGUGUUGGUUCUCCAGGAACAGAUGGAGGAAUCAUUUCCAGGUUGCUCACACCCAGCGAAUACAGCCAAUGCUGAGACAAGGCAGGCUCUUGGGGCCUCCCUUGGGCAGGGUGUCCCUUGCCCUUCCUGGGCCUGUGCGUCUUGUGCUCCUCAGGAGGGAUGGAAGGAGCCCCCGGGGGCCAGCCUUUGUUCCCUGGGCAACCAACCUGGUGUCAGCCUGUGUCCCCAAGGCAGCCAGCUGGUGAGUGGAACCCCAGGAUUCAAGUGGGGCAGUGCUCCCAGUGCCUGGUUCUUGGUUGCUGUGGGAAACUCAUCAUUUUCAGGAGUGAGCCAGGAUGGUCUGGGCCUGCCCCUCCCAUCACUUACACACACAGCUCUCUCGGGGCAUCUGCCACAGGGGGAGCCAAUCCUGGCUUGACCUGUAGACUCCAGGCGUUGACAAGGCCAGUCAGACCUGAGCCCCGUAGCCUGGAGCUCCUCUGAGCUGCCCCUGACUGGGGUUUGCACUUUAACCAUAAAGAGGACUCCUGCUGGUGAAUCCCCUCUGCCCUGUGGGUCAGUCCUAGGACGGGGGGCUGUGCCUGUCUCCCCUCUGCCCCAUGGGUCAGUCCUAGGACGGGGGGGGGGGGGGGGGCGGGCUGUGCCUGUCCUCCCCUGGGCCCUGGGCCAUGUGCUCGUGAAAGGAGAACGGGACAUGGGAUGUGCAUGGCGGUUCCACACGAGGCCUGAUGGGUGGGGUCCUGUCCUGGAGACAGUGAGAUCACGAGCGAGCCCGGGGCUGUCACUUCCCAGGGACACCUUAAAGACAAGACAAACAUUUGACACUAGAAAAUGCCAAUAUUUCAAACAGACAUGAUCCCCUGAGAACCUGACGUGGGCUAGAACAUUGGCCGCCUUUGUGAUACACGUGGCUUCCAUUGGGCUUCGGGUGGGGUUUACACGCGCGCAGUCUCCCGUUUUCUCUCUCACCCAGUUUGUCUCAGACCUAAGCUUGCGCCUGGACAUCACCUUUAGAAGCUAAAGGUGGCGUUCAGGGUGCGGGUCUUUUACGUGUUGCAGUUUCACUAUGUGUCCCACCGGGUGAUGCUCUGCAAACUGUAUUUUAAGGUUGAGAGAGUUUCACGGUUGAGGAUCUCAGAACUGUGCUGAAGUCAAGCACUGCUUCUUGCUGGGAGGAAAAAGAAUGUCUGUACAUUGCACCUCGGAUUGUCAGAAGGUGGAAACUGAAAUAAAUUGUCAUUGAAGAAAAA